Molecule: messenger RNA, 1110 nt
Organism: Fusarium coffeatum
Lineage: Eukaryota; Fungi; Ascomycota; Sordariomycetes; Hypocreales; Nectriaceae
Exons: 3
Coding region: 1-1110 (369 amino acids)
Cellular component (GO): Golgi apparatus
Molecular function (GO): antiporter activity
Source: RefSeq, a predicted model, not a curated record
AUGUCUUCCCGUCCGCACAACGAGGAGCCUCUCCCACUCCUCUCCGCUGAGGAGAGAGACCGUGAUAUGAAGGGCGAACUUGAUGUCGAGAGCGACGCCGGUCGCGCCGAGCCUCCCAAGAACAACAACCUCGAGCACGAGUACUCCAUUCCCAGCACCGUCAAGUUCGCAUGGCUCGGAACCUACUUCUUCUUCUCCCUGCUCUUGACUCUCUACAACAAGCUGGUUCUCGGAAUGUUCCACUUCCCAUGGCUCCUGACUUUCCUCCACGCCUCUUUCGCCAGUGUCGGUACCUAUGUCAUGAUGCAGAUGGGUUACUUCAAGCUCUCCCGACUGGGGCGCCGUGAGAAUCUCGCUCUUGUUGCUUUCAGUGCUCUGUUCACUGCCAACAUUGCCGUCUCCAACCUGUCUCUAGCCAUGGUUUCUGUUCCCUUCUACCAGACCAUGCGCAUGCUGUGCCCGAUCUUCACCAUUCUCAUCUACCGCGUCUACUACGGCCGUACCUACAGCAGCAUGACCUACCUCUCUCUUCUUCCUCUCAUCAUCGGUGCCGCCAUGACCACCCUUGGUGAGAUGAGCUUCACUGAUGCCGGUUUCCUUCUCACUAUUCUUGGAGUCGUUCUCGCUGCUCUCAAGACUGUCGUCACCAACCGAUUCAUGACUGGUUCUCUCGCACUCCCCCCGAUUGAGUUCCUCCUCCGCAUGUCCCCUCUCGCCGCCCUCCAGGCUCUGGCUUGCGCCACUGCCACCGGUGAAGUCAGCGGCUUCCACAAGCUCAUCACCUCUGGAGAUGUCUCUCUGCCUCCUGCUUUCGCUUCGCUCUUCGGCAACGGUUUCCUCGCUCUGCUUCUCAACAUUUCGUCUUUCAACACCAACAAGCUUGCUGGUGCCUUGACCAUGACUGUUUGCGGUAACCUCAAGCAGUGCUUGACUGUUGCCCUCGGUAUCUUCCUCUUCGAUGUUACCGUCGACCUGCUUAAUGGUGCGGGUAUGGCCGUCACAAUGCUUGGUGCUGCUAUCUACAGCAAGGCUGAGCUCGACAACAAGAACCGAAAGAGCCAACAAGCUGCUGCUGCUGCCUAUAAGCCCGUCGAGCAGCAGUCUCGGUAA